Molecule: messenger RNA, 474 nt
Organism: Aureobasidium musti
Lineage: Eukaryota; Fungi; Ascomycota; Dothideomycetes; Dothideales; Saccotheciaceae
Source: the annotation of a GenBank genome assembly
AUGAACCCCGAAACCAUCGAGCUCGAUGGCAAGACAGUGAAGCUUCAGAUCUGGGACACCGCAGGCCAAGAGCGCUUCCGUACCAUCACAUCAUCCUACUACCGCGGCGCCCACGGUAUCUGCGUUGUUUACGAUGUCACCGACAUGGACUCGUUCAACAACGUCAAGCAGUGGCUACAGGAGAUUGACCGCUACGCUACCGAGGGCGUCAACAAGCUUCUCGUCGGCAACAAGAGCGAUAUGACCGACAAGAAGGUUGUCGAGUACAAUGUUGCAAAGGAGUUCGCUGACAGCCUCGGCAUUCCUUUCCUCGAGACUUCGGCCAAGAACGCAUCCAACGUCGAGCAGGCCUUCUUGACCAUGGCCCGCCAGAUCAAGGAGCGCAUGGGUAACACCACUGUCAACAACAAGCCUACCGUCCAAGUCGGUCAAGGUAGCACCGUCCAGAGCGGCAGCGCUGGUGGCUGCUGUUAA